Cuscuta epithymum is the source of this 1235-nucleotide messenger RNA. Lineage: Eukaryota; Viridiplantae; Streptophyta; Magnoliopsida; Solanales; Convolvulaceae. The record is from the annotation of a GenBank genome assembly.
AGGGCAUGCGUUUCAUGGUGCCCGAAUAGAUUCUCCCUUUUUCUUCCUUCUCUUUGCCCUUUUCUCUUUCUGCAUAUCCUUAAUUUAGGACCAAAAAGUAGAAUUUCUCACUUUCGGAAGAUGGAAGGCGGCGGCAGGGAGGCGGAGAAGCGGAAGCGCCGGCAGGCCCAGGACAAGCUGUACCGCGGGAUUCGCAUGAGGAAGUGGGGGAAAUGGGUCGCCGAGAUCCGCGAGCCCAACAAACGAUCCAGAAUCUGGCUCGGGUCCUACUCCUCCCCUAUCGCCGCCGCCCGAGCUUACGACACCGCCGUCUUUCACCUCCGCGGCCCGUCGGCGAAGCUCAACUUCCCGGAGCUUCUCGCCAAUGAGGAAUGGGUCCCGGACCUCUCGGCGGUGGACAUCCGGAGGAGGGCGGCGGAAGUCGGAACUAGGGUUGAUGCGCUCCAGAUGGCAGGCCCGGAUCAGCCCAACCCGGAGCAGAACCCGAUCCAGCCCCGUGCGGUGGCGGUGAAGCCCGACCUGAAUGAGUACCCGACUCCGGAGAGCUCAGGGGAGGACAACUCAGGUUACGGCGGAGAUCAGUAGAGAGAGCGUAUAGCGAAUUUUCUGCAGCGGCCGUUUGUAUAAUCCAAAAGGAUUCGUAUGUGUUUAUAUGUUUCUCUAAAGUAGUAGCUGUUCAAAACCUUGAAUUAAAUUCCGUUAAAUAUAGACAAUCAAUCUUUGAUCUGUUUUCAUAUAUCCAUCCAGAUAUAUCGAUCUUCUCUUGAUUUAUGUGUUUUGAAACCCAACCCCUGAACUCCCCAAUUUGAAGAACUGAACAUCCUUCUCCUCCGAUCCUCUGCCCAGAUUAUGGCCUUUCUGUUCAUGAAUUUGUUGAUUUGAUUAGUGGAUUGUUUGGGCGUGUUUGAAUUCACUGUUACAUUGGCGUGGAACUGGGGAGGUGGUGGCGGGGGACGCAUGAGGAUAAGGGGAAACAGCCAAACAGGGUGUGGCCUACCUGCAAAGCUGCUGCAGAACCAACCAGAUUGUGUACUUUGGCUGCUCAGAAAAAAUUACUCGGCCGUUCUAUUUGGACAUGUCUAUUCCUGAGGGAGGCUGAAAUAGGCUAUUUUCUAGGCUGAAUUCAUUUAAUCCAUUAGAGUUGUGACUUAAUUCCCCUCGUAAAAUUUGAUCAACCUUUACUUCCUCGUGAAAUAAAAAAGUAAAAACGAUAUGAUAUUUGUUUUUUUUUUGAC